AGCCAUUUUGGCUCAAGCCAGUGUGGCUCAAGCCAGCAGGGCUCAAGAGAGGCGUACCUCCGGCGGCGCUUCCCGCGCUCCAGGCCCUGCCGUCGCCCCAUGGUGAUCCCGCUGUCCUCGACGACGGCCCAGCAGAGCACGCCCACUGUGGUGCUCAUCCACGGCUUGGACGCGAACAAGGGCACGUGGCACGGCAUCCUCCACGACUUGCACUCGGCCAGCUACCCGGCCAUAGCGUUCGACCUGCGUGGGCACGGAGACUCUCCGCUCGGCGACCCGGCGGAGUUCAGUGCGGCCGCCGUGGCCGAGGACGUGGUCGCGGCAAUCCAGGCCUGCGGAAGCCGCUUGCCCGCCGUCCUGGUUGGCCACUCCAUGGGCGGCCGCGUCGCCGCGCGAGUCGCCGCGGUGGACGCCCAGCGCUCGCGUGCUGGUGCGCGGCCUCUGCUUGCCGCCUGUGUGAUUGUCGACAUGGAUCUCAGGGUGAGGCACCCUCCCUGGUCGGCGGACGCCGACCUCUCGGAGCCGCAGCUCGCGGCGCUGGGCUCGUUCGCGAGUGAGAACGGGCAGCGCUUCGGCAGCUGGGAGGAGGCGCGCGACGCACUGCUGCCCUGGUACGCCGAGGACCCGGGCAGCGGCUCCGACCAGUGGGUCGAUUCCUGGAAGGGGAAGCAGGUGCGUCCAGCGCCCAGCGGCGGCUGGUGGUCAGACCUCAACCCGCUCGGCCGGCGGCUGGCAUUCCGGUCCCUGCUCGAGACCGCGGACGGCCUGGAUGCGUGGGAUGUGCUCGCCCGCGAGCGGCCGCUGCGCUUCGAGGUCCACGUGUGGCGGGCGGAGCGGCAGUCGGGCUGCAGGGACGAGGGAGAGGGCGGCCUCCUGGACAUGCGGGCGCGGCUCCCCGAGCUGCACGUCCGCGUGUUCGGCGGCUCGGCGCACUCCAUCCACUGGUCGAACCGCGAGGAGUUCGCGGCCGCGCUGCGGGGUGUCGUCGACGGCGCCGCCAGCCGGCUGCGCGCGGGCUCGUAGCCGGGCUUCUCCCGCGGGCCGCGGGCGCGCGGCGGCGGCGCCACCAGCGCGGCCACGGCGCGGGAGCCACCGUCGCGGCCCUGCUGACGACGCGCAGGUGUGGAGGCGGUCGGCGCGGCAGGGCCGGGGG
Molecule: messenger RNA, 1153 nt
Organism: Prorocentrum cordatum
Lineage: Eukaryota; Dinophyceae; Prorocentrales; Prorocentraceae
Source: the annotation of a GenBank genome assembly